CCAAAAGGGUCUUUGCUUUCGCACUCUACUUACACUGCUCUCUCUUAAGUAUGAGAAUCGUUGAAGAACUGGAUUGAGUCUUCCAUUUCUCUUUCUGUUUCUCUCUUUUCUGAGAUUCCGAGUGGUUGCGUCCUGAAUCUACGGCUUUGGAUUUCCAGAAUUUUCCCUCCAAAAGAUAUGCAGUCAAAGCCUAGAAGUGUGAAUCAACUAGAAUCUGAACCACCAAAUAUGCAGCAGACUAGUAGUUAUUCUGAACCUUGGUGGCGUAGUAUUGGAUACAAUCAUAUAUCCUCGCCAGCAGCAGGAGGAAAUUUGUCCAAUUCAACAUCACUGGAAUGUCCUAAUGGUGCCUCAGAAUCUAAUGACGGACCGUCAAUGUCAAAUGAUGAUUUGAAUGAAGAUGAUGAUGAUGACACCACAAAAGAUUCACAUGCUGUAAGUUAUGGGCAAGUACAGAACAACUGUCAGCAUGCUGUUUCUGCUGCACCUACAGUGCAUGGUGGAUGUAUCACACAACCUCCUCAGCUUGAACUUGUAGGCCACUCUAUUGCAUGUGCAUCAAACCUAUAUCAGGAUCCUUAUUAUGCUGGAGUGAUGGCUGCCUAUGGGCAUCAACCGGGUUAUCCUCCUUUUCUUGGGAUGCCGCAUGCUAGAAUGGCUUUACCUCUUGAGGUGACACAGGAACCUGUUUUUGUGAAUGCCAAACAAUAUCAAGGGAUCCUAAGGCGAAGACAAGCACGUGCUAAAGCAGAGGUUGAGAACAAACUGAUAAAAAUUAGAAAGCCCUAUCUUCAUGAAUCUCGUCACCAGCAUGCCAUGAGACGGGCAAGGGGUAGUGGAGGACGAUUUGCCAAGAAAAAUGAAGUUAAUUCUUCGAGUUCUACUGUGAAGAACAAGGACUCCGGUUCUGGUCAAGCUUUCUCGUCGCACUCUGCUGGUUCAUCGGGUUCUGAAGCUGCGCCUUGUGCCUUGGCGGAAACCUGGAAUUCUUCCAAUGGCCAACAAGAAGCGAGGACGCAGUUGCAUGAGGCGUAUGAAGCUCGAAGUUAUGUGAAUGGCAGUGGACAAUUUCAUAAUUACAGUAGCUUCCAAGCUUCCUCGUAUGCUUUACGGUCUGGUGAGAGAGGUGAUGAUGGAGACUGUUCGGGACAGCAACGAGGAAGCAUCUCAGAAAAUCAGGCAGCACAGAGGCGUCUUGCCAUCAAGUGAACCUCCUGGUUGCGAAAAUAUGGGGGUCCCCUAGGCUAUCUACGGGCUACAUUCCCUGGCAGUUUUCUGCCAGGCGGCAAAUCAUUCUUGGCUUUGUUCUGGUGCUUGUUGCUUGAUCGUAUAGGAGAUGGGAUGAUAUAAGUUGGCCAUUUGGGCCCUUAUUCUGGUUAAGUCCUUGGCUGCUUUAUUCCAACCUCUCCCAUUUUUAACUUGUGUAUAGAACAGACUCCAUAGAUUUCAAACAGUUUUCCUUUUUAAUUUACAAACACCUUGCUAGAUCGAAUGCUUAACUGUUAUGUACUUGUGUGUGUGUCGAAGGAUUGAACUUUGAUCCACGAUUUGGUUGCAAAUUUAUGUCCCAAGUUUUCCCGGUUUCAAAUA
Molecule: messenger RNA, 1590 nt
Organism: Cucurbita maxima (winter squash)
Lineage: Eukaryota; Viridiplantae; Streptophyta; Magnoliopsida; Cucurbitales; Cucurbitaceae
Product: nuclear transcription factor Y subunit A-1-like
Exons: 6
Coding region: 178-1209 (343 amino acids)
Biological process (GO): regulation of transcription by RNA polymerase II
Cellular component (GO): CCAAT-binding factor complex
Molecular function (GO): RNA polymerase II cis-regulatory region sequence-specific DNA binding; DNA-binding transcription factor activity, RNA polymerase II-specific
Source: RefSeq, a predicted model, not a curated record